CUUAACCAUUCAGACUCUGUAUAAUACUUAACCAUUCAGAGGCAAAUCUCUUAACCAUUCAGACAUCUGAACCAUUAAGAGGCUGAAACAAACAGUCUGAACCAUUAAGUGCUGAACCAUUCAGACAUCUGAACCAUUAAGAGGCUGAAACAAACAGCCCCUAAGGUGGAAAGGGAAAUAUGGUUCAGUUUUUAUUUAAAUGCUAUGUCAAUUAAUGUAUCAAUUCUUCUCUUUUCUUCCUCCUCCUCCUCCUAUUAAGCCUUUUCGGUCGAUCUACCCCCCCUCAUCCGCCCGAUUCCUUCUCUUCUUUCUUCUUCGCGUUCCUCGAUUUCUCUGGAUCGGACCUUAAUUUCUCUCGGAUCGGACUUUCGAUUUCCCUCGGAUUGUAGCUUGCGCAAGGAAAGAUGUUCUUGGUCGAUUGGUUUUACGGGAUCCUUGCCUCUCUCGGUCUCUGGCAGAAGGAGGCCAAGAUCUUGUUCCUGGGCCUCGAUAAUGCCGGGAAAACCACCUUGCUUCACAUGCUCAAAGACGAGAGAUUGGUUCAACAUCAACCAACACAAUACCCGACAUCCGAGGAGCUGAGUAUUGGGAAGAUCAAGUUCAAGGCUUUUGACUUGGGAGGGCACCAGAUUGCUCGUCGUGUUUGGAAGGACUAUUAUGCUAAGGUGGAUGCAGUUGUUUACUUGGUGGAUGCAUAUGAUAGAGACCGAUUUCCGGAAUCAAAGAAAGAGUUGGAUGCUCUGCUCUCGGACGAAUCACUGGCCAACGUACCUUUUCUGAUAUUAGGCAACAAGAUUGACAUCACAUAUGCUGCCUCCGAAGACGAUCUGCGCCGCGAAUUGGGCUUGUCUAACCUCACUUCUGGAAAGGGAAAGGUGAACCUGUCGGAUUCCAAUGUUCACCCACUUGAGGUAUUCAUGUGCAGCAUAGUGCGCAAGAUGGGGUAUGGUGAGGGCUUCAAAUGGAUGUCUCAAUACAUAAAGUGAUUAGGUGCUUCUGCGAUCCUUUUAUCAUCAUUAUCGUGUUUUUUUGUUUUUCGACGUGCUUUUUUUUAAAUCUUCUUACGGGGACUUACAGUUGAACUUUUUAUGCGUGAAAGCACUGCUGGAUAUCUUUCUCUUCUAAGUUGAUUGAUGAACUUUCGACAUCUCGCCUAAAAUCUGCCUUCUCAUUGUGCUUGUUUGCACUUCACAGAAAGCUCAAGUCUUCUGUUAAUUCUAAGUUCUGGUUUUAAGAAGUUAUAGCCCCAUGGGUUCACUUUGUCAUACUGAUUUGGGAUUAUGAAUGUGAAGUUCAGAAGGUAUGGGUUUAGGCAAAAAGCAAAAUAAGUCAUAUUGUUCCUG
Molecule: messenger RNA, 1343 nt
Organism: Cuscuta campestris
Lineage: Eukaryota; Viridiplantae; Streptophyta; Magnoliopsida; Solanales; Convolvulaceae
Source: the annotation of a GenBank genome assembly